AUGAGACCUGCGCUCCCCACGGUCAAACAGUCGAUCGCGUCGAUCGCCAAGAUCGAGCCAAGAUAUUUCGUGGACCACAUCAGAUUCCACCGAAAUCUCAGCCCGGAAGAUGAACAGACCAUGGAUUUGAGAGACCUGUACUCCACAAUCGGAGACUUGACCAGUCGAGCCUCGAUCUCCAACACAGCCAAGCUGAGCCACUAUAACGAGCUUAUUCGCCAGUUUGCAAGGCUGGACUUCGGAGUGUAUUCCAGUAUUGCUCCAAAAAUAGAGCAGAUUAAGGGAUCGUUGGACAAAGACACCAUCUACCAGCUGAUUCUGGCAAAUCCAGGCAGAAGAUGGACCAGUUUCGAGCUUUGGGUGCAAAACCUCACCAGAGACGAUAAAAUUAGACAACUGGUUCUGCGGAGACUCGUAGAGGGCGAGAAAGUCGAUACCGAGCCUGAAGAUAAGGAGAUCACGCUUUCAAAGGCAAUCAGCAUCAUCCAGCUCGAUCUGGACACAAUGGAGCUUGAUCCGGCCGCACAGAAGUUGCUUGUUGAAGCUUUCUUCAGGCUAGAACUCGAAUCGUACGUCCCUCAGCUCGAUGUCGAUCUGGACGUGGCUCAAGACAUUCUGCAAACAGAGACGUUAUCGCCCAAGCAAAUCUUAAGCCUUGUGACACCAACUCUUCCAACAUCCAGCCUUGUGAAAGCCAUUGUGCCUCUUUCGAGCUUGGAGACGGUGAAGUAUUCGGAAAACGAGAAGCUCGUGGAGAAAAAGGUGGGCUAUUUGCCAGAGAUGGAUGUGUCAAAAACCGUGGCAGAGAUCAGAGCCAAAUUGGAACAGGUCCCGGACACAGAGGUUACAGAAUCGUCUUCAAAGUCUCUGAGCCCCCAAACUAGCUCCCAAGGUGCAUACUUCAAGCAGCUUCUUGGUAUCCACGACGCCUUAGAGUCCAAUCAAGACAUCAAUAUAGAGGACAUCGAGGCUACAGCCGCACCGGUGUCUGCUACCAAGAUACUUCUUUACGCAUGGAACGGGUUAUUUGACCAGUCUAUGGACGAAUACAACGAGGCUGUGGCGAAAUGGAACAACGAUCCAUCUGCUGUGUCAGAAUUGGUCUACUGCCUGGUCCUGGCUGCUUUACUUAACCGUGAUCUACAACUGGCACAAUUUAUUAGGAAAAGAGCAAAAGAAUCUAAUAUUUUGACCAAACCCACAGACCAAAGAGUGUCCCAGAUGAUGAAACAGUACGGAGAUCUUGCGGAGGCCAAACAGUCACAAUCCCAGGGCUUGAAACCAACGGUUCUGACCGAAAUCCUUCAUCUGGCUGGUAGUUGA
Ogataea philodendri is the source of this 1323-nucleotide messenger RNA. RefSeq lists its product as uncharacterized. Lineage: Eukaryota; Fungi; Ascomycota; Pichiomycetes; Pichiales; Pichiaceae. The coding region runs from base 1 to 1323 and encodes 440 amino acids. The record is from RefSeq and is a predicted model, not a curated record. The transcript has a single exon.